AUGGAUUUAUCCCUCCCUCUCGACGUGUUACGACGUACAUACUUACAACACAUACAUACACACAUACAUACACACAUACAUACAUAACAUGCAUGACCUGCUUCUGCUGUACAAUUCCCCCCCCUCCUGGACAUGCCAACAACACGCGCAGACGCGCUAUGAUCUUACGACUUUAUUGAUGGGGCAUACACCGACAGAUUAUGUGACAUGGGAUGAACAGAGAAAACUUGGAACAACGUAUUGGGUUCCCUUCUUUUCCAGUGCUUUUCCCCAUAGGAUAAUUAUAGAUAGCUUAUUAAAUAAGCUUUUAAUGGAUAAUAACGUCGAUAGAGAUAUAUAUUCUUUUCCCAUUCACCUGAUACGCGUAUCGUCGAUCUUGGGAGCUACGCUACCUUUCACUAAAGCGCUUAUUAUGCGCUUAACCGAUGUUGAACGAGUUGCCCUCGACCGUAGUCACAAGGAGUGAAACUUCAGAAAGUAGUGGUAUAAAUAUAUCUUUCCCAAAAGGGUUGGUUCCACUUCGAUUAAAUAUUUAACUAUAGGGGCCCUUUAGAUUCUAAAGGUAUUUUACGACAAAGAGUGCUCGUAUACAUCUUACUUAAUUUAUUAGAUGAUACUCGGAUUGUGUGGGGGGUUAGUACGGUGUUGAUGCAAGUUCUAACACAUUCGUCCAAAGAGAAAGUCCUUGACGAUUGGGGAGCUUGAGAACUCGGGGUUUAGGAGAACA
This is a messenger RNA of Aspergillus versicolor CBS 583.65, 727 nucleotides long. RefSeq lists its product as uncharacterized. Bases 89 to 466 code for a protein of 125 amino acids. The record is from RefSeq and is a predicted model, not a curated record. NCBI's taxonomy places the organism in Eukaryota, Fungi, Ascomycota, Eurotiomycetes, Eurotiales, Aspergillaceae. The transcript has a single exon.